ACCCAGUCAUGUUCAUGUCAGAAUACAUUUGCAUAAACUCGUGUGUCAGCAUGUGUCGAUGAGCACUCAAUGUGAUAUGUUUAUUUAUGCGAAAAUAUGUGAUUACGAAUGUCAAGUAUUUAUUUACAAAAGUUGUGACGUUUGGCACCCUUGAAAUACUGUUGGCUAUGGUAAGCAUUUUUAUACUAUAUGUAGUAUGUAUAAUUUGGAAACUAUAUCUGUUUUAUGGCGAGGGGUUAUAAAGUUUUCAAAAAGUUUUUAUAAAGCUUUAUUUUUAGACCCACUCAUCCUUAUUUUUCGCCCCUCUAGGUUUUAGUAGCUGAGCUUUCGUGUCGACGAAGAUUCUUGGAAAACUUUGGUAUAGGUGAUUACCUUCGACAAUAUAAUUCGUGGCCUACUUUUACUGUACGUUACUUGUGCUCUAACAUCACGUGUUAAUUGGGUUCACUCCCGCUCACUAGCGCACUCAUACUUUUAGGCACUUUUAGGGUUAAAUUUACUCACAAUUCCACAUCACUGCAUUUUAUGGCUUUGUCACCCUCCUAGUAUCGCCCAACAUGACUCGAUUCGGAGUUCAGGUGGACAUUCCGGGUUGGAAUGUGUCAUUUAGUAAGAAUGAACGUAGUACAAAGAUUGAGUGAUAGUAGAGUUUGAUUAUUGAGUGUAAGUCUAUCGAUAAAUUUUUGUUUAAUGGUUAGUUUCAUUUUAUACUUGAUAAUAAUUAAGUAAUAAAAUAAAAUUGACAAUUCACAUUUAAAAUCUAAAAUGAAAAAAAAUGACGUUAUAUGAGUUCAAAUAAAAAUAUUCUAAAACAAAUUAAACUCUUGCCACACACAUUCCAAUCACCAAGCAAGAAACAGUAAAUAGAAAACGGGAAUUCUGAGAGAUGAAGAAAUGACAGGGUGCUUUGAGAACAACGGCAGGUCGUAUAGCCCUCUUUUAAUAUACUUGGCCGAAACGACGUAGUUCUGUCCAGGGUUUAAAAACUGAAAAAUACAUUUUCGUUUCUUCUUCUCGGGCAUAUCAAUCAGUCUCGCGCCGCCGUUGCUUGCCCUGGUUACCCAAUCUCUGGUGGGAAAUAUAGAAACCGGUGGAGGGCAAUCCCGGCGGCUGGAUGGCCGACAACUGCCCACUUUUGCCAUAACGUGCGUCCGCCCUUGCUACCAUCUGCUUCUUGAGUAAAUCAUUGGCGAUGACGAAGGUGCAGCAGUAAACCGAGUUCCGGCACACAAUGAUCUGUAAAACCUGCCCGUUUCCGAUACAUUCCGAAAUUUCGGCACCGCUUUGCUCUUCCACUCAAACCGGUGGCCUCUCUAAAUCGUACCAUUGAACGCGAAGGAUCGCAAGCAAAUGUUUCGCGCCAGAGAAAUCUUGGUCCGGCUCCCUAAACGUUUAAAACCCACAACAAAAUUACAACCAAGGAGAACAUUUUGCUCCAAAUCCGCUAAAAAUGCCAACAAUACUAACGCCGAGGAGACGAGUGUGAGUUCGUACCAGGAGCAGUAUAAGCAGCUGGAGAAGCUCGACUUCAUGACCGCCACCAAAAUGCUCUUCACUGCUCCGCCCUCGAAAAAGAAAUUCGGGCUCGAUUUCCAUUUGGUACAACUGUUCUUUUGUUGCAUGCCUUCCUUGGCUGUGUAUCUGGUGGCUCAGUAUGCUCGCUAUGAAAUUAGAAGAAUGGAAGCGGAACAGGAGAUGAAAAAGAAGAAAGAAGAAGAAGCGAAAGCAAAAGAAAUAGAAGUAAAUGCUACCGAAGAAAAAGAAGCAGGAUCUGUUCCAGAGCUUUUGGAGGUAAAAGUGAGACUAGAUAAACUUGAAGAAACACUGAAGGAAAUAGUGGUUGAAUCGAAGAAGCAAACUGCCAGUGGGUUAACCAAAGAUCAGGAAGUAGGUAGUGAGAAGAAAGAUGGUGUAAAAGAGGCAACUAACACUAGUAGUUCAGACUCCAGCAAGCCUUCUGAGAAAGAUCACCUUAGUAAACAGGAUUCUGGAGAAUCAAGACCGGCCCUCGGCAAAGAGAGUAAAUAGUCAGCACCCAGUUCCUAAUGCUUCCUUGAAGGAUCAGCUGAGCAAAACCGAAGAUGGAGGGGCUUCUCAAGAUGCUAAAAGAUGAAGUCGUUGACUUAUUGUCUACAGUUUUGGUUGUAGCUUAGCAUAGGCAACAGGGAACACGUCAUUUGAACAGGUUAAGUUGAUUUAUAGGUGGGAGUAUGUUGCGAAUUCGAUGUUCUUUUCUUCAACGAACUUUCUUCUUGCAAAAUGAAAAAAUACUUAAUUGUAGAGCUUUUUUCCCAGAAAUGAUUAGCGGGAACAUCUUGGAGACUAGACUUUGGUUGAACGAUAUGUUGCCUGUGAAUGUGAUGGUUAUUUUCAAGUUUUCUGGUCUACAAUACAAGUUACACGGUUCUUGCUUGUGAUCGCGCUCGAGAGCAAAGGUGAAGAACCAAAUCAGAACUGAAAUAUCAGGCGGAUUCCUAUUGUUUGAAGGCAAGCAUCACUCCUCUGCAGCUUGGUAAAAGUAUUCAUUUUUGCACUUGAAGUUCCGAGUUUGAUUCUUUUUCCGGCAAUAUAACUUGUGUAAAAAGUAAAAAUACAAAGACAAAUAAGAGAGUUUUAUGCAUGUCAUCAUCGAUUAAUCAUGAAACAAUUGUAUAUUUGUGAUUAAAAAAAGGGAUCCACACCUCUCUCCUCUUACA
This is a messenger RNA of Pyrus x bretschneideri (Chinese white pear), 2696 nucleotides long. RefSeq lists its product as uncharacterized. The transcript is spliced from 4 exons. NCBI's taxonomy places the organism in Eukaryota, Viridiplantae, Streptophyta, Magnoliopsida, Rosales, Rosaceae. The record is from RefSeq and is a predicted model, not a curated record. Bases 1351 to 2028 code for a protein of 225 amino acids.